UGGAGGACAAGAGAAACACAGGACCAGAAACUGCGUUGAGAAAAUAGCAGCGGCGGCCGGCACUUCAGGUUAGCUAACAUAAUGCCUUCGCCUGCACCUCCAAUCCACCACCUCUCCAGAUGCACAGUGAAACCCCCACCACUCCCUCCCAAGCGCUGCCACCUGACGCCAUGGGAUCUCGCCAUGUUCUCCGUCCAUUACAUCCAAAAGGGCCUCCUCUUCGCCAACCUCCCGCCUUCCCUCUCCACCGACCAAAUCAUCGACCGCCUCAAAUCCUCCCUCUCCACCGCCCUCCUCCAUUUCUAUCCUCUCGCCGGCCGUUUCGUAACCGAAGAGGCGCAUGAUGAGAACCAGAAGGUGACGGGCCUCUUCUUGUCCAUCGAUUGCAACGGAGAAGGCGCCGAAUUCAUCCACGCCAUUGCUGACAAAAUUACAGUCUCCGACGUGCUUUCACCCUCCGACGACGUCCCCUCCUUUAUCCGAUCCUUCUUCCCCCUUGACGGUGCCAUCAACCAUGACGGCCACACUCAACCUCUGCUCUCCAUCCAGCUCACAGAGCUCGCGGACGGCAUCUUCAUCGGAUGCUCCUUCAACCAUGCCGUUGGAGACGGGACUUCCUACUGGAACUUUUUCAACGCAUGGGCCCAGAUUGCUCGAACGAAAGGAGUCGCCCCCCUCUCUCGCCCUCCUGUCCACGACCGCUGGUUCAUCGACGGCUCUGACACCGCUCCCAUCAAACUACCCUUCACCCACCCAGAUGACUUCAUCGAGAGUUUCUCUCCACCUCCCCUCCGGGAGAAGAUCUUCCACUUCUCAGUCCAGUCCAUUGCCCGGCUGAAAGCCAAGGCCAACCAAGAGUGCGGCACCAACUCCAUCUCCUCUCACCAAGCUCUUUCCGCCCUCGUGUGGAGGUCAAUCACCAGAACCCGCAACCUGUCGGCCGACCAGAAGACAAGCUGCAGGCUGGCCGCCCAGAACCGGGGGCGGUUGAGCCCACCCCUCUCGCCGGACUAUUUCGGCAACUCGAUCUACCCCAUCAUUGGCACUACGACUGUGGGCGAACUAUUGAACCACGACCUCGGGUGGGCCGCGUGGCUUCUGAACCGGACCGUCGCGGACCACAACGACAGCACGAUCCGGGGUAGGUUGAUGGCGUGGAUGGCCCGGCCAGUGGUGUACCCACAGAGUUUGUUCGAUCCGUUCAGCGUGAUGAUGGGGAGCUCGCCGCGAUUCGACCUGUACGGGUGCGACUUCGGGUGGGGGAAGCCUGUGGCGGGGCGGAGCGGGAGCGCAAACAAGUUCGACGGGAAGGUGACGUCGUACCUAGGCUGGGAGGGAGUGGGGAGCGUGGAUCUGGAGGUUUGCUUGGUUCCCGAGUCGAUGAGCGCGCUGGAAUCGGACGAGGAGUUUAUGAGCGUCGUUUGCCCUCCGUUGGAACCGGAGGUGCUAGUGCGAGCCAACAACUAGUACUCUUAAAGUUGUACUUGCUUAAUUAAGCAUUCUCAGUGAUUCACAUCGCUUAUGUUGCCGAGCUCUAUAAUGAAAUCUGAAUAUCUUAUUCUAGUGU
Molecule: messenger RNA, 1567 nt
Organism: Elaeis guineensis (African oil palm)
Lineage: Eukaryota; Viridiplantae; Streptophyta; Magnoliopsida; Arecales; Arecaceae
Source: RefSeq, a predicted model, not a curated record